CUCACUUUUACUUGAAAUCGCAACACUUCUCGCAGAAAAUAUAAAAAGCCUUGACUAUUCGCCAAACACGAUCAGUUGAUAUUGUGACAGUAAGAACUUCAAAUGACAUCAUCAAAAGUUAUUUUUCUCGCAUUCUUGUGUUUAGUCCAACAAGCUUCUUCAUUUUGGACUGCAUGUCCCAAUGGACGACUACCAAUUGAUGUUCAAACUCCGCACUGCACCAGUAAUGGAUGUCAGGCAGUCAGAGGUGAACCAUUUCAAAUGACAGUGUUAAUGGACUUCUUACAAACUCAUCAGCAGCUUCGGCCCAGAGGAACAGUUUUUAUUUUUGGUGUUGGAAUUCAAAUUCCAGAUGUGUCUGGACAAGAUGAUGUAUGUCCACACUUAUUGCUUAAUGGUCAGCAUCAUGGCUGCCCAGUAGCACCUAAUGUACAAUAUACUUGGAAUAUUGAUAUGCUUGUGUCUACAAAUAUUCCCCCAUUUCAAAAUGGAAGAAUUAGAGUUGAGGUCCUAGAAGGUACAAAUGUGCUUAUAUGUUUUGAUGCUCAUGGAAGCAUUUUAUAGAAGGAUUGUUUUAUUCAACUCGGCUGUUUUGUUAAUGUAAAAUGGAACUAUCUGUUUGAUUCCGCAUCUUAUAACUCUUCUUUAACUUCCUUUGUUAUUUUUAUUAUAUUAACUAGUUCUAAAGGCAAUUCAAUUGAUUAAUUUU
Chironomus riparius is the source of this 709-nucleotide messenger RNA. The record is from the annotation of a GenBank genome assembly. Lineage: Eukaryota; Metazoa; Arthropoda; Insecta; Diptera; Chironomidae.